Molecule: messenger RNA, 3190 nt
Organism: Osmerus eperlanus (European smelt)
Lineage: Eukaryota; Metazoa; Chordata; Actinopteri; Osmeriformes; Osmeridae
Gene: ano7
Product: anoctamin 7
Exons: 24
Coding region: 300-2993 (897 amino acids)
Biological process (GO): calcium activated phospholipid scrambling; chloride transmembrane transport
Cellular component (GO): plasma membrane
Molecular function (GO): protein dimerization activity; chloride channel activity
Source: RefSeq, a predicted model, not a curated record
CUCUGCCCACAGACGUAUCCUGCACUCACCCUAGCAGCCGGUGCCCCAGUAGAGGGAGGGAGAGGAGGCACACAGAACAGCCUGUCUGAGAGGAACAGCCUCAGAAGCCGGAGCAGGGGACCGUUCUGCUGUCUCUGAACCAUCCUUUAGAGUUGGGACCGAAGGUUGGAGAUUUGGGGUCCUGUACCAGAGGACAGGAAGUGAACCAGGGGAGCUGGGAACAAGAAGAAGAGAGGAGGAGGAUCAACGAAGACGAGGAGAUUAUUGGAUCCCUGAGGAACUGAGAACGUCCGGGGACCAUGAAGAGGAGAGCGGAGGAGGGGGAUGACAGCAGCAACCUCAUCCCCAUGACGGAGCAAGCAGAGCCCAGCUACGGCAGCAUGGAGGCAGAGAUGUCGCCGCAUGACUUCCUGGACAGAAACGUGUUCAGCGACGGAGUGACUCGCGUCGACUUCGUCCUGGUUUGGGAGGAGAACUUGUCCGAACAGAAGGAAGAGCUGGAGGAAGAGAAGCCUAGCUCCCCCUCCCAUAACUCACACAGGAAGUGGAGAGAGGACUUCCUGUCGGAGCUGCAGGCGACAGGGAUCCUUCAAGAGACGAAAGAGGUUUUUCAGCCGAAAAAGAAGAUCUCCUACGUGCUCUUGAGCGCCCCCUGGAGUGUGCUGUGUUACUACGCCGAGGAGAUUAGUCUAAGAGUUCCUCUACAGGUGGUCACAGCACCAAACCAGGACUGGUCUGAGGGCGUGUUGGAGAAGCUGUCUGUCCCCAACCUAAUGGCGCAGAAGGUUCCCAACGUCCCUCCUGACUACUACACAUGUCCGUUUCGCACCAACAAGCUGGAGAGGUUCCUUGGUCACGAGGACAAGACCACUUUCUUCAAGACAACCCAGAGACAUCAAGUGCUGUAUGAGAUCCUAGCGAGGACGCCGUACGGGGUGGUGAAGAGGGGCGAGGUGGGGAUCGCCAGACUGCUCAGUGAGAAGGUCUUCUCUGCUGCGUACCCCCUGCAUGAGGGCCCCUACGAGCGGCCGCAGGCCCCAGUGGACCCGGAGGCCCUCAGCCUGCGGCAGGUGCUGCACCAGUACUGGGCCAGGUGGGCCUGCUGGAGGAAGUACCAGCCGCUGGACCACAUCAGGGAGUACUAUGGGGAGAAGGUGGCUCUGUACUUCGCCUGGCUGGGGUUCUACACAGGCUGGCUGCUCCCUGCAGCGGUAGUGGGCUCUCUAGUCUUCCUGUUCGGGAUCUGGCUCACCGUCACCGACGUGCCAGCGAAGGAGAUCUGUGAGAGCGAGGACAGGUACCUCAUGUGUCCUCUGUGCAACAUCUGCUCUCCCUGGAACCUCUCCACCAUCUGCUUCACCUUCAAGGCAGGCCUGCUGUUCGACAACGGAGGGACGGUGUUCUUCAGCGUGUUCAUGUCCCUCUGGGCCGUCACCUUUCUGGAGCACUGGAAACGCUCCAGCGCCGUUCUGGCACACCGCUGGGACUGCUCCGAGUUUGAGGACACUGAGGAGCGCCCGAGACCGGAGUUUGCGGCGAUGGCUCCCAUGACGACGAGGAACCCGGUAACGGGGGCAGAGGAGCCGUAUUUCCCAGAGACACGGAGGUUCAGCCGCACCCUGACCAGCUGCAUGGUCAUCAUCAUGAUGGUGUUUGUGGUUCUGAUGUUCCUCUUCGCCAUCAUCCUGUACCGGACGAUUGUGAGCAUCUUCAUCCACAAGUCCCAGAGCACCUUCUUCAUUUUCUCAGCUGGGAGAAUAGCCAGUCUCACAGGGUCUGUGUUGAACCUUCUUGUCAUCCUGUUGCUGUCACAUGUGUACAAGUCCCUGGCCCAGAUCCUGACGCGCUGGGAGAUGCACCGCACACAGUCCAAAUACGAGGACAUGUUCAUUCUCAAGGUCUUCGUCUUCCAGUUUGUCAACUUUUACUCCUCUCCUGUCUACAUUGCGUUUUUCAAGGGCAGGUUUGUUGGCUACCCGGGGAAUUACUUCACUCUCUUUGGAAUACGCAAUGAGAACUGCGGGUCUGGCGGCUGUCUCAUAGAGCUGGCUCAGGAGCUGCUGGUCAUCAUGGUGGGCAAGCAGGUCAUCAACAACAUCCAGGAGUUCAUCAGCCCGAAGCUGAAAGCAUGGUGGCAGAAGAGGAGUCUGGGAUCCCAGCCGUCAGGCAGGGGGGAGGGGGGGGAGGCGGGGGAGGACCAGGGUCUCCCCCCCUGGGAGUCUGACAGCCAGCUGCUGCUGUGUGAGGGGCUUCUCGACGAGUACCUGGAGAUGGUGAUCCAGUUUGGCUUCAUCACCAUCUUCGUGGCAGCGUGUCCUCUCGCCCCUCUCUUCGCCCUCAUCAACAACUGGGUGGAGGUGCGUCUGGACGCCCAGAAGUUUGUGUGCGAGUACCGGAGGCCCGUGGCGGAGCGAGCGCAGGACAUCGGGGUGUGGCUAAACAUCCUGCAGGUCAUCACACACCUGGCUGUCAUUACUAAUGCCUUCCUGAUAGCCUUCACCUCUGACUUCCUGCCCCGACUCUACUAUCGUUAUAACAACCAUGGAAGCCUGCAUGGCUUCGUCAACUUCACCCUGGCAACCUACCCCGGAAACCUGACCAGCGACGACAUGCAGUGCAGGUACCGGGGAUAUCGAGACAAAGAUGGUGGUUUCCUCCCGGAGUACUUCCAUCUUCUGGCCAUACGGCUGGGCUUUGUUAUUAUAUUUGAGCACAUCGUGUUCCUCAUCGGUCAUGUGAUCGACAUCAUGGUGCCAGAUAUCCCUGAGGAUGUGGAGGUGAAGAUCAAGAGGGAGCACUACAUGGCCAAGGAGGCCCUGGCAGAGAACCAGUCUCUGAACCAGUUGGUGUUUCUGGACGAGAAGGGGAAGUCUAAGCUGAGCUCUGAGCUCCGGCGCCGCUUCAUCAUGUCUGGGUCUCCGCCUCCAGGCAGCGGCCCCUCCCCGCCCGUCCUGGGCCCCAUCCCAGAAGACCUGGAGAGACCCCACGUCUGACCUUCGACCUCCCAGGGGUCAGAGCCUGGGGUCAUAUGGGAGUGUCAUAAGAGCCCUUUUUAAAAAGUUACAUUUAUGCCUCGAGUGUCAGUCUUCACAGAAAUACAGUACUGUGCCAAAGUCUUAGGGGUGAAGAACAACUUCGAAACAAAAAUGCUUUGAGAAAUAAUUCAAUUAAAAGACUAACCCAAAAUGUU